Cladocopium goreaui is the source of this 3816-nucleotide messenger RNA. The record is from the annotation of a GenBank genome assembly. NCBI's taxonomy places the organism in Eukaryota, Dinophyceae, Suessiales, Symbiodiniaceae.
AUGACCGGACGUGCAUGGGACUUGGUAGAAGACUUAGAUGUUGAACAACUGUCGAAUGAUGGGUACAGGAAAGUCUUUGAAAGACUUGACAAGGGUUUCCAGUUUGAUCCACUGACUGAGCUGCCUGGAGACUUCGAGAAGUUUUUCAUGUCCCUGAGCCGAAAACAGGGGCAGACACUUCAGGACUACACUCAGGAGUUCACUCAUGCCGAGAGACGCCUGAGGACCAUUCACCAAGUGGACUUGCCAGAGAAAGUCCGUGCAUGGUUCUUCCUUCGGAGGAGUGGUCUUUCGAAGGAGCAGAGGCUUAUGGUUUUGAGUUCAGUGGGACAUGCAAAGCUGGACCUCGACAAUGUGCAGAAGACAAUGAACUUCGUCAUUGGGCAAGACACGAAGUUGGAAGGGUCGAGAUGGACAAGAACCAAGGACUCAGUGAUGUACAACGACGAGACCUUCACCUCGUCUCCAUGGCCUGAUGAUGAUCAAUGGGACUACAUGGCAGAUCCUGCAUACUAUGAGGAUGACUAUGACAACCAAUGGCCUGACUAUGAUGCCUGCUACUACGAGGACACCGAGAACCUUAAUGCCGAUGAGCAGGACACUGAGGGUUUCGACACUGAAGAGUAUGACAACAUCUUCGCCAACUUUGUUGAAGCUCGCUCCAAGCUCAACCAGAUGAGAGUCAACAGAGGUUUCUACCCAGUUGUCGCUCUUGUGGACCAGAAUGGCAUGAAGGGUUCCGGACGUUCCAAAUCGAAGGGCAAAGGCAAGUCAAAAGGCAAACCGAAGGGGAGAGGUUCUUCGCCUUCUCAGAAAGGAAGCUUUGGAACUGCAAAGUCGAGAGGAAAAGCUGUCUUCGGACGUCAAAUCUGCGUUCGUUGUGGAGCUGCAGGGCAUCAAGCACGGAAUUGCCCAUCACAGGGCGAUCGCAAACGCAAAUCUGAGGACCAAGGUGACGAUGUGAUGAUGGUUGAAUCCGUCAAUGACCACAUUGACACCUCACUCCGACCUGAAUUCCUUUCGGAUGUGGCUGUGCAGGACGGAGGUGCUGCUUCGUUCUUGGGAUCCUAUGUGGCAUUGCGUCAAUACCUGUUCUAUCUCAUGGACUUGAACUACCCCAUGGAGUCGAUCGAGGUGUACAGCUGUCACAAGGGAUUCAAGUACGGCAACUCUCAGAAGGAAAUCUCGAACUACUGCCUGAUGCUGCCGAUCUUUGCAGGGCACAAGAGGCGACAUGUCUUGUGCUAUGCAGUCAAUGGAACAUGUCCGAUUCUCAUUGGACGCCCACUUUUGGAGAAGCUUGGAUUGACUGUGGACUAUAGCAACCGGAAGUAUCGCUGGAAUGGUCAACCAUGGAAGCCAGUGAUUCUGGGACGCAAGAACGAGUACUUGAUUCGUUUGGCUGAGAACUUCAAUGAGCUGGUCAAUGAGGAGCCCGAGAUCUUGGUUCCUGACGAUCAUGAAGAACACAUUGACUUUUCGACGAAGCUUGACAUUUGUCAUGUGCUGAUGAAGGAGGAGCCGCCAGAGGAUGCAAGUUGUCUUACAGCUGAGGAUGGAGUCAACGACAGGGAUGAGAUCAUCGAAUGUGCCAACUCGCCAUUUCCAAUGGCAUCACCAGAAGCUGAUGCAGAAGCACCGAAUGAGACGGUUGAAGAAAUCCCGUCUGAUGGAGAGGCUGAGGAUGGCAACGGUGAUAUGCAUGCAGAGGAGCCCAAUCGAGAUGAGACGGGAAUUCCUACAGAAUUUGUUCACACUUUGAAGGAUGUGGCAACAGUCAAACGACUGAGGCCAUCAGUGCUGACAAAGAUGAUACACACGGCAGAAAUGGAGAAGAACAAGUUGCAGAAGGUGAUGGCGAAAGCUGGAACGCUUGGGAAUGGAGUCUUCAGUCCCCGACGCAAAGUCUGGGAAGUUUAUGUGGGUCGUGGACGUGUCACAGAAUGUCUUCGGAAGAGAGGAGAUGUCGACACCGAGAUCUUCAGCUACCAGACCGGCUGGGACUUUGAUCGAGCAAAAGAUCGCACUGCAUUCUUGCGGAGACUCAGGAAUGAGGAGCCAGACGAGGUGUUGAUCACACCUGCCUGCAAGCUUUGGUCAUCGUUGCAAGAGCUGAGUGCAUCUGAAAGCGAUGUGCGCAAGAAGAAGUUGAUCAACCUUCGCAAGGUGGACCAUGACACACACUUGGUCUUCACAUCAGUGGUGUACGAGGCACAACGUCGAGCAGGACGUCAUGCAACGACAGAGCACCCAUACCUGAGCAGAGCAUGGAAGACAAAGGCUUACAACAGAAUGCAGGGAUUCGAUUGCUACGUCGAUCAGUGUGCCUAUGGCUUGAAACUUCCUGGAGAUCAUGGAGAGUGGCAUCCGGCUAAGAAGCCAACAACGUUCAGGACAACCAAGAAGUCGCUCUACACUGGACUUUGGCGACAAUGUCCUGGCUGCCCUUACCAUGUUCCCAUCAUGGGGAGCGCAAAAGGUUUUGGAGUACGAUCAGCUAUGGCAGAGGACUAUCCUCCACGACUGGCAAAGAAGCUGGCUGACCUGCUAGCUGAGGAGCCUACUGAAGAAGAUGGUGAUCCCAUCUUACCAGCAGAAGAGGUUGAUGCUGACGGUGUUGCAGUUAUGGAGAAACCCGAGGGUGAUGAGAAGGACGAUGACAUCAUUCUUCUCAAUGCACGACUUAGAGGAGAAGUCGGUGCACAGGCAUACAACUAUGUCAAGAGGCUGCACAAAUCGUUGGGUCAUCCACAACCUUCAGUCUUGAAGAAGAUGCUGAUGGAGGUGCAAGCAACUCAAGAUGUCUUGAAGGCUGCAGAGGAGUUCAAGUGUGCAACAUGCUACAGCAGAAAGCCGCCCUACUCAGUUCCCCCUGCCGCUGGACUUUCGGCAAGGAACGUCAAUGACAGGGUGAUGGCUGAUUCAGCUUGGAUCGACACAGAUGAUGGCCGCAAGUGCGUGGUGACUUUCUUGGACCAUGCAACCCGCUAUGUGUCCAUCAGAAUCCUGAAGACAGAGAGAUCUGAGGAGAAGGGUUCCUUCACCAUCAAGACGCUUGAGGAGGCAUGCAUCUAUGUGCCCCACCAGAUCAACAACAUGUCCAUGGUUCAAGGCUUUUCGCCUGCCCAAUGGGUGUUUGGACGAACACCUGCAUCAACUCACUCUUUGACUGCAGAGCUCUUCAAUCCAGGCUGUGACGCACUGGAUGAGCCUACACAGUUUGCAGAGGUUCAGAGGAGACGUGUGAUGGCGCAGAGGGCUUGGAUUUCCGCCGACUCUGAUGCCAAACUCAGAAGAGCCAUGAACAAGAUCUUCAACGAGGUCAAGGACGACGUCCAGAUUGGCCAGAAGGUAUGGUUUUGGAGAAAAGCUGGAUCGGGAAUCCUGCAGAAGGCCAAAUGGCGUGGACCGGCAAGAGUGGUUGCCAAAGAAGUCAACGAAGAUGGGAAAGUGCUGAUCCUGUGGCUGACUCACGGGACGAGCUUGGUGAGAUGCUCACCCCAUCAGGUGAGACCAAUGGUUGAGGAACAAGGCUGCCUCACAGCAGCUGAUCCUGCAGGAGCACUUCGAGAUCUUCAAGAACUUCGAGCUCGAAGCACCACACAGUUCAAAGACAUUGCCGAGUCUGACCCUACACUUGAGGACAUGGCUGAAGAAGAGGAACCAGAUGACUACGAGCCGAGCAUUGCUGGAGAAGAGGUGAUGCAAGAGGCUGGUGAGGAGAUGAGAAUGCCACUGCCUGGCAUUGUCAGCAGUUUGCUGACGCAUGGAGAUGUCGAGAGAGAGAGAGAACACCAAGGAGAGCCCGAAGGCUGA